AUGGCUGUAGCAGAGCUGAAUAGUCUGCUUGAAGUGGACGACUAUUCUGACCCAGAAGACUUCGUGGACGACAUCACAGAUGAAGGUAAUUGUUGCAUAAUUUUUUCGAUUUUCAUUUUUAGAACUUCUGGCCGACUUGUUGGAGAAAGAACCUUCGACUGGUAUCUACGAAGAAAGAUGUGUUAUGGUGUGGGGAAUUCCAGUGAUUGACGCUGCGAGAUUACCUAAACUGAAGAAUGUGUUGUCGAAAGUAUUUGGUCUUCAGAAGGCUUCUUAUGUAGAUGAAUAUCCUUUGGAUGAAAAAAAUCAAACAAAGGUGAGAUUAUAAUAUUUUUUUUAUAACUUUCUUUAGGGAUAUUGUUUUAUUGAGUAUCAAAACAAAGAAGCUGCUGAAGCCGCGCGAAUCUUGAUUGAUAACUUCAACUUGGACAAGAACCACACAUUCAGUGCCUACUCUUUCAGCAGUUUGAGGAAUCUUGAGCAGCCUGAUGAUAACUGGAAGGUUCCUGAUCGUCGAACAUUUACCGAUGUUGUAAGUUUAUGUUGUUUUAGCUUUGUUAAAUUUUUAGUGUUUUUAUGCUUUUCGAGGAAAUUAAGGUAACUUUCCUUUAAGGUAAUUUGUUAACGUUGUUAUUUUAGGGAGAUCUUUGGUGGUGGGCUCAGAACAGCAAAUGCCAAGACCUUUUCGCGAUCCAAGUGCAGAAUCCAAAAGAUGGCACGAUUGCUUUGGCUAACUACUGGAACCACAACGGUACUGAAGUCAGUGUGUGCGACGAAGGAGCUCGUGAGGUAUGUUAAGAGUUAUUUUUUAAUUUAGAUAUUGGGUAUGCAUAGUUAUAGUGUUAUAUUUGCUAAUCAAUGAUUAUUUUAGAACUGGUCAGAAAGUAUAUUCAAGUGGUCUCCUUAUGGAACAUACCUAGCCUCUUUCCAUAAAAUGGGCAUAGCUUUGUGGGCUGGUGAAAAGUUUACCAAAGUUCAAAGGUUCUCUCAUGAAAACGUUGAGUACAUCGAGUUCUCUCCUUGUGAAUCGUAAGUUUUGUUUUAUCUUUUUGAUAUUUAGGUCAAAAAGUUUUUAUAUAAAGUUGAUUAACAGUCUGCCAUGAGAAGUUUAAUUACAUAUUUGUAUUUUAGGUACUUGGUUACAUACUCAUGCAACGACCGUCGUGGCGCCACUGACAUGACUAACUCAUUGAGAAUUUUUGACGUCUUUACCGGUGAGCUGAAGAAGACCUUCUCUCCAUCAAAUCAGGGACAAGGAGCUGUCAAUUCUUGGCCGUUCAUUAAGUGGUCUCACGAUGAAAAAUACUUUGGUUUCUGUCGGCCGAAAGGAAACACGAUAUUCAUUUAUGAUACCGAAACCUUCACUUUGAAUCAAAACAAGACUGUCGAGUUGGACGGUCUGGUAACAUUCGAAUGGAACCCAUCAAAGAACAUGUUUGCCUACUACUGUGAAGAAAGGGUAUGUUAAUAUAUAGUAUUUCUUCUUUUUAAACAAUUUUUAGUAAUGUCAGUUCUUAUGUUAAUUUUUUUCAGCCAGCAGCGAAUGCCCCAGCCGAAAUCGGUGUUGUUGAGUUCCCAUCAAGAGAAAAGAUCAGAGCUCAGCGAAUUUUCUCUGUCUCGUGCGCUAACUUAUUCUGGCAGAAGGCUGGUAACUAUUUGGCCGCCCACACUGAAAGGUACAACUCCAUGAGGAAAAACAAAGAUGGUGCCAUGAAGUUGACAGGAGUUGCUUCUCAUCUUGAGAUCUUUGACUUCACUUCCAAAUUGAUCGCCGUUCAGACGAUGCAAUUGGCUGAGCCUUUUGUGAGCUUCGGAUGGGAACCUAAAGGUAAGUGUCUCUGUUGAUUGUGUUAUUCUGGUUUUAGGUGACAGAUUCUGUGUCCUCCAAGGAUCUUCGAACAAAACGAUUCCAUGUUUGUACAAAAUCGAAAAGGAUAAACCGACUCCACAAGUUUUGGCGCGUAUGGAAUCUGGUAUUCAACUAAACACUGUUUCCUGGGCUCCACAAGGCGGUUACCUUACUGUUUACGGUAACGGUUCCACGGCCGGUAAUGUGUUCUUUAUUGACGUGAAUGGAUCCGAAACCACGAAAACCAAGACAGUCGAACAUCCUAACCUUAACUAUGUAAGUUAAUCUUACUAGGUUGAAGUUUUUAAAGUUAAAAUUAAGUGUAAGUAAUAAGGAACGGUUUUAGUGUGCUUGGGACCCCACUGGUCGUUAUUUUGUUACCGGGUCCUUCCACUCUCGCCAUGACGCCAGCUACCGAAUCCACUCAUUCCAAGGAAGAGAACUGUACAAGAAGAGUAUCGAGACCAUAAUGAGAUUCAGAUGGCGGCCAAGACCUCCAGUUCACCUAACCGAACAGAAACAGAAGGAGAUCAAGAGAAACCUCAAGAUCACAUCCCAGAAGUUCGAGGAGGAAGAUCGUCGGGAGCAACAGAAGUUGUCCAAAGAACUUGUUGAAAAACGUCGUAUCAUCACCAAAGAGUUCGAGGCCAGAAGAAAAGCCCAUAAAGAAGCCUACGAGAAAGAGAAGUCCGAACGAGUCCGGCUGCGACGCGGUAUUGACACCGAUAAGCCGCCUUCUGACACGAUCGAAGAAGAAGUCACCGUGCUGGUCAGCUCCGAGAAGACCGAGGUCAAGAGUGAUGAAUAA
This is a messenger RNA of Bursaphelenchus okinawaensis, 2657 nucleotides long. NCBI's taxonomy places the organism in Eukaryota, Metazoa, Nematoda, Chromadorea, Rhabditida, Aphelenchoididae. The record is from the annotation of a GenBank genome assembly.